AUGGUCGUUGAGGAAGAGGCAGCCUCCGAUCCUCCGGUCGAGGCCGAGACAAGCAGCGAUCAAGAAGCUGAAGUCGAGGAACUGGUCGAGGCCGAAGAGGUUGAAGCCAUCGACGAGGCGCUCGAGGCUUCGUUGGAGAAGUCCCCGCGGAUGUGGCCCGACGUCGACACCGAGCGGGUCGUCCGACACACCCGUGAAAUCGAGAAGAUCAAGGCCCACUUCCAGGAGGAGGUCGAUUUCUUCGACACGACCAUGGUCUCGGAGUACGCGGAGGAAAUCUUUGAGUACAUGGAGAACCUUGAGGAGGACAUAAUGCCGAACCCUGACUACAUGGACGGCCAGAACGAGAUUAACUGGUCGAUGCGUCAGACCCUCGUCGACUGGCUCUUGCAGGUUCACUUACGUUGGCACAUGCUUCCGGAGACCCUGUGGAUCGCCAUCAACAUCGUUGACCGCUUCCUUACUCGUCGAGUGGUUUCCCUCGUCAAGCUCCAGCUCGUUGGCGUCACUGCCAUGUUCAUCGCCGCCAAGUACGAAGAAAUCCUGGCACCCUCUGUUGACGAGUUUGUGUUCAUGACCGAAAAUGGCUUCAAGAGAGAAGAGAUCCUUAAGGGCGAGCGGAUUGUCCUCCAGACCUUGGAUUUCAAGAUUUCCCAGUACUGUUCACCGUACAGCUGGAUGCGCCGGAUCAGCAAGGCCGACGACUAUGAUCUCCAUACCCGCACGCUCGGCAAGUUCUUGGCCGAAGUGACUCUGUUGGAUCAUCGAUUCUUGCGUUGCAAGCCCAGCCUUAUAGCUGCAGUGUCGAUGUACAGUGCGAGGAAGAUGCUGGGAGGCAAAUGGAAUGACGCAUUUGUUUACCACUCCGGCUUCGUCGCGGAGCACCUAGAGCAAGGUCAUCAGUGGAUCUGCGAGAAGCUACUCGAGGAAAGCUUCAAGGAACAACAUGUCUGCCAAAAAUAUGCCCAUAAGAAGUUCCUCAAAGCGUCCAUCUAUGCUAUCGAUUGGGCUCGCACGCACCAAACCGGUCCUUCCGAUGACACGAAGCUCAGGAAGUGA
Molecule: messenger RNA, 1059 nt
Organism: Coniophora puteana RWD-64-598 SS2
Lineage: Eukaryota; Fungi; Basidiomycota; Agaricomycetes; Boletales; Coniophoraceae
Exons: 3
Coding region: 1-1059 (352 amino acids)
Biological process (GO): G2/M transition of mitotic cell cycle; regulation of cyclin-dependent protein serine/threonine kinase activity
Cellular component (GO): cytoplasm; nucleus; centrosome
Molecular function (GO): cyclin-dependent protein serine/threonine kinase regulator activity
Source: RefSeq, a predicted model, not a curated record